AAAUAGCUCCCGAGCAGAAAAGGAAAGAAGCAAAAGCCAAAAGUGAAAACACUUUCAAACAGUUGGGAGUAAAGCUUGUGAUUUCUGCAAGAGAACCUACUAGAGUGAUGGAGAUUUAAUAGUGGUUUCUGUUUUUUGCAUUAUUGGCAUUCACUCAUUUAGGUGGAGUGGCUGUCAAAAAAGAGGCGGAGGUGGCAGAACUCCAGCAGCAGCUGAACAUAGGUGCAAGCUUACAUUUGGAUUCGUGAUAAAGUAACACUGCCAACGAGCUACCAGCAGAAGCAAAAUGUCUAAUAAAAACAACAACCCGAAAAGACGAGAAGUCACCGGAUCAUCUUCUUCUAACUCCUCUAUUUCUUCGGUCGGUGCAGGAGACAAUGGAAUUUCAGCAGAUUUAGCGUCGUUAUUCGAAUGUCCAGUAUGCUUUGAUUAUGUGCUACCACCAAUAUUGCAGUGCCAAAGUGGUCACUUAGUAUGCACAAGUUGUCGUUCAAAAUUAACCUGCUGUCCCACAUGUCGUGGUUCUUUGGGAAACAUUCGUAACUUAGCAAUGGAGAAGGUGGCUUCAAAUGUAAAAUUUCCAUGUAAACAUUCAAACCACGGCUGUACUGUCUCACUGGUUUACACUGAGAAGGCCGAGCAUGAAGAAGCUUGCGAAUUUCGACCGUAUCUUUGUCCUUGCCCUGGAGCAUCUUGUAAAUGGCAAGGGUCAUUAGACUACGUAAUGCCACAUCUUAUGAUGUCCCAUAAGAGUAUUACAACAUUGCAGGGUGAAGAUAUUGUAUUUUUAGCCACAGAUAUAAAUCUUCCGGGGGCUGUAGACUGGGUAAUGAUGCAGUCCUGUUUUGGACAUCAUUUCAUGCUGGUUUUAGAAAAGCAGGAAAAAUAUGACGGUCACCAGCAGUUCUACGCUAUUGUGCAGCUUAUUGGAUCUCGUAAAGAAGCCGAAAAUUUCGCGUAUCGGCUUGAGCUAAAUGGAAACAGGCGUCGAUUGACUUGGGAGGCAAUGCCACGGUCCAUCCAUGAAGGUGUGGCUAGCGCAAUUCUUAACUCAGACUGCCUCGUAUUUGAUACCUCCAUCGCACAAUUGUUCGCAGACAAUGGAAAUCUCGGAAUUAACGUAACUAUUUCCGUUGUCUAGAAAGCCGUUUCGUUGACAUUUCAUUAUUUUUAACUAAAGCACUAACUGAAAUAAUUUGCUAAUACUGAUAUACACAUGCAGGUAAUAAGCGUGUAUAAUAGCAAAAUUCUACGCGGAAUCCUCCCGUUAAAUCAUUCGACAACUAUUAUAGCUUACACUUGGAAUAUGUUAUUGUGUAUAAAAUUGCAAUCGAUAAUGCAAACAGAAUUAAAGUAGCGAUUUAGAGGUGCAAGAAUUAAAUAAUGAAUAUAACAAAUACAAUCAAGCAGUUUUGUGUGUGAAACAAUGCAGAUAAAUGAACUCGUCUCGGAAAUAGCUGAACUGAAGCUGGAACUUGCCUUCGUUUCCUACGAGCAGGCGAAAAGAUUUAAAAUGUUUUGCCUCACAUUAAGUUUACAUUGUAAGGAUGUAAUAUUUUCAGUCAAUAAACUAAUUUUAU
Messenger RNA from Sabethes cyaneus, 1580 nucleotides. RefSeq names its product E3 ubiquitin-protein ligase sina (gene sina). The transcript is spliced from 3 exons. Gene Ontology annotation, molecular function: ubiquitin conjugating enzyme binding; zinc ion binding; ubiquitin protein ligase activity. NCBI's taxonomy places the organism in Eukaryota, Metazoa, Arthropoda, Insecta, Diptera, Culicidae. The coding region runs from base 287 to 1141 and encodes 284 amino acids. Gene Ontology annotation, cellular component: cytoplasm. Gene Ontology annotation, biological process: proteasome-mediated ubiquitin-dependent protein catabolic process; multicellular organism development. The record is from RefSeq and is a predicted model, not a curated record.